GCUUCAUAUUUGAAUAGUCUGGGUCCAUCUCUCCAUCAAGACCCAUCCUAUACUUGUUCGAGACAGACAUACAUACACACGCAUAACACAUCUGCACCGAUCAGAUCUUGACCAUCCGAAUGCCAAUUGAUUGAAUUGGUCAAUUGAGGAUAAGGAUCCCGAUACAGACUCCGCAGAAAUGGAGCGAUACCCCACACCUCCCUCCACGAGUUCUCCCCAACACGGAUAUCACGAUGGUCAUAACUUAGGAGGGGCACGAAGCGACGGUCCAGCUCCAUAUGGGUUCCGCAACGAUCACAACGAUCAAAAAUCCACCAUCUAUUCCUCCUUCACAAACGCAUCCACGGUCGUUCCCGCCUCGACAGAAGCAUGGGCGUCCGGUUACCCAGCUCCGAGUGCCAACAAACCCGUCGACAAACACCCCCAAGAUUUCUUCGGCAUCACAUCUCAAGACCCAUCUUACAAUCAGCCCAAUCCCAUUCCCUUCGGCGGCCCUCCACCAAUUGGAAAAAGUUACAGUUAUGACAAUAGCCACGUAGCCCAUCGCCCCGCCCAAGAAACCUACUGGCAAACAACAUCCGACCCCUCUUCUCCCACCCAAAUUCCUCAAACCCACCCGUACCCCGAAACCUACGACCCCUCUCACCCAAGUCGUCCGGGCCCCCCUCCCCGCCGCUCCAGCUCUCCCAUCCCCAACACCCUCCCCUCCACAACCAGCACAAACCCCUACUACAACCCCCCCUCCCAAACCUCCCAACCCUAUGCCCAAGCCCAACCUCAGCCCAUCCGCCGCCGUUCCUCUCCCAUCCCCGGUCGCAUCUCCUCUCCGCUCAAAAGACCCCUUUCUCCCUACUCUCUCUCUCGACCCAAACCUCGUCCUGGUUUCGUAAGACGCGUCGCCUCGCGCUUCACUUCCUGGAUCCGCUCUCUCUUUUCCUGGAUGCGAGCACAUCCUAUCAAGACCGGACUAUUAUCCUUCAUCCCCAUUUUACUCGGGACUGGUCUUGUAAAGACCGUGAAAGGAGUGAAACACUUUCUUGGAAAUCGGGCCUCGAAAAGAAAGGAAAAGAAACACGAGCACAAACUUGAGAAGGAGGCAAAGAAACUGGAAAAGAAAUGGCACGAGGAUAUAUUUGGGGACUUCAAGGGGUUUGCCGGGACUAAGGGGGGGCCACUGAAUGGGAUUUUGAAAAUUGUUCAUUUGUUGGUGUAAGUCAUUUUUCUAUGCUCUCUCACCUUACGUGCUCUAUUUCCCUUUCUUACUUGUUCUUUCUGAUCUCCUCCUCUAAAAAUACCAUGGCCAUGUUCUUGAAUCCAUGGACCUCGAAGAGUCAACAUCAGAUGACUCCUCUUUUCCUCGUAUUCUUCCAACUAUUACGCCGAUCUAUACCCUCCACAACCAUUUUCUCCCUUAUCUCUUCUCCCCGUCUCAAAAUCUAACUCCACACAGAAACCACUACUGCAGACUCACACCCUCCAACUUCCCCCGCGCGGCUUCUAUCCUUCUUGAACUCUAUUUCCUUGACAUGAAGAACCUCUAGGCUGCUUCCAUCAUCUCGGGAAUUACCCGUUUUUCUCUCUUGUCGUCCUUUCCUUGAUAUCAUCUUAUUUUCCCAUUUUAACCACCAAAGUGUAAACCCUUUCCAAAACCCAUCAUAUCUCAUCAUAUUUCCUUUUUUCCCUUGAUCUAUUUACGACCUAACGCAUGAUACGUAACGCAUAACGCAGAAACGACGCAUAAAGCAUGAACGAAGCAUGAAGGAAUUAGACGGCAGCCUAGGUAUAUAAUAUCAUAACCUCAAAACUUCAAACAAGAACUUGCCGCUCGCGGCUUAAUGAUAAAAUAAAAUGA
Molecule: messenger RNA, 1852 nt
Organism: Botrytis cinerea B05.10
Lineage: Eukaryota; Fungi; Ascomycota; Leotiomycetes; Helotiales; Sclerotiniaceae
Exons: 1
Coding region: 179-1213 (344 amino acids)
Source: RefSeq, a predicted model, not a curated record